GGGUACCAGGCUUUAUAUACAGAUACGAGUUCCGCGAGUAUAUAAUAAAGACGGCUUGCCAGGCUACAUGCAAAUGCUCCCACAGUAGGGCUGCGCAAAAAACUCCGUUGAGGGUUUCUUGCAGGUAAGUUACAGGUGAACUCGAUGGCUGAGUUUCUUACAUGUUAAUUACAUGUAAAUUUUGACAUCGCGUGACCAGUAAUGGCGUGUUUUUCAGCCAUUCGGGUACAUGUACCAAAAAUCUCGUUGACUUCAAGUGGAGUUUUGGCCCGACACGACAUCUUGACGUCCGGCGAGUGAGGUGGUGGAGAUGGAUACACGAUAGAAGCAGAGGGAGCGGAGGAGUGCAUCGGUGCUCGGCAGGCGCAUGUUCGAUCCCUUCAACCGUGGCCGAGGAUGUCCCCUUUCCCCAUCCUACAGGCCUUGUUGUGUGCGCCUUGUUUUUGCUCACCUACCACAUCGUCUGAAGUUACCGAUGUCAAUCCCUGGUAUGCAGCCUUUACAAGGGGGUCCAGCGAAUUUUGCCCUGACGUGACGUAUCGAUGUCCAGCGAGUGAGGAGGUGGCGAUGGAUACGAGGUGGAAGUGGAAGGGGCGGAAGUGUGCAUGCGUACACGGGAUGCGCAUGUCUAGUCACUGCAGUCAACGAUGGCCGAGGACGUCCUUCCUCGCCAGUCCCGCGCCAUACCUUGUCUACAGCAUUUUCUCCAGCUAGCGCGGUGUCAAGGCCAGUUCCGGGGAUUCAGCAUCAGCAAGAUCAGCGACUACCAUCCACUAUGGCUGACGUGCGGUGGAGGAGUGGAAGUGUGAAUCGAUGCGCGCCAAUCACUUCAAUAUGAGCGAGAACGAGGAUGUCCCUUUCUGUCCGUUCCCGUGUCGAUUCGCCCUCUUUUUCCUACUGCCGAGCAAUGGCCAUCUCGUCUUCAACAUUACCAUGGGGAUACGAUGUCGGUUUGCAGGGAGGGGUUGCUGGGGGAUGUCAUUGGGGUGGGAUUGUCGGAAGGGUGAUUUUAAUUUUUUUUUUUCGCGCUGUGUCGAUGUGCUGAUGAAUUCGGCAGCCAUUCUACAACGUCUUCAUUGGGGUAGAGCGACGUGAAUGUCCAAGUCGUGGUAACUUAACGGCUCAAGACAUGACAGCAUCAGACCA
Messenger RNA from Desarmillaria tabescens, 1146 nucleotides. RefSeq lists its product as uncharacterized. The coding region runs from base 397 to 714 and encodes 105 amino acids. The transcript has 3 exons. NCBI's taxonomy places the organism in Eukaryota, Fungi, Basidiomycota, Agaricomycetes, Agaricales, Physalacriaceae. The record is from RefSeq and is a predicted model, not a curated record.